GUUAAUGCCACAAGUCAUAUUCAACACAACUUACCACCAAAAAAUAUCUUCCAAACUUGCUUUACUCACAACUACAACAGUACCCACACUCACUACCUCCUCCCUUACCCCCCUUACCACCUACACCUCCAAAAAUCUUCCAAAAAAUAUUUCAACUAAUUCUUCCCUCCUACCAAUUGUAAACAAUAUUGGCGGCAUUGCCCUGUUCGCCCUAGUAUUGGCAGCCUUUUUUUGUUUCUGUAUCUGUGUGAUCUGCUUAGGCGGGCUCUGCGCCGAUUUGUCCUCCUCCGCCGCCUCCAAACAAAAAUUGUGCUUUUGCUGUGUUUGUGAGUGCUGUCUAGAGGAGGAACUGGAAAAGGAGGAUAACAACAACAACGACGAAAGCGAUUUUUCCUAUAGGCGGUGGCAGCGUCGUCGAUUACGCCAGCAGUCCAGAUCCUCGUCCAAUUUAAUUUAUAACGCGGCCACAGCAGUAAAUAUGCCUUCGAUGUUAUUACUUCAAUUGAUGCUGGCUGAUAGCUUUAAUAAUUUGAAUAAUAAAAAUAAUAAGAAAAAUGUUGCUAGUGAAGGAGGAGAAGAAGGAAGAGUGUCUGCUAUAUUACAAGCCCAAGAAGUAGCGAUGGAAGAAAUUUAUGCAGCAAUCACCCCAAUUGCUACAACAAGUAGUGGGAGCAGUCAACCAACUUCUCCUGAUGUUGUUGUUAUUAAUUCACCUCAACUCAUUGCUGGAGUUAAUGCUUUAGGAAUUGGUGGAAAUACCCCAUCAACAUCAACCCAUCUCCCUACCCUUCCUAAUGGUUCGGUAUACACAGGCACUUCUCCCAAUGCCCAAUCUGCUCAUAAAGGUAGAUUGCUUCCUGAAGCUUCCAAAGCUAGACCAGCCCCGCCUCCAAUCAUCGCCAACGUUGAUAACAACCCUGAUUUCUCCACAGGACUUCCUUCGGGUGAUGAUGAUGAUCUUAUACUAACGGCUGUUGGACGUGUUAGACUUGUACAGUUUACAAAAGACACUGAAGAGCCUAUGGGAAUAACUUUAAAGGUGUGUUUUUGA
Messenger RNA from Meloidogyne enterolobii, 1051 nucleotides. The record is from the annotation of a GenBank genome assembly. Lineage: Eukaryota; Metazoa; Nematoda; Chromadorea; Rhabditida; Meloidogynidae.